Symbiodinium sp. CCMP2456 is the source of this 3219-nucleotide messenger RNA. NCBI's taxonomy places the organism in Eukaryota, Dinophyceae, Suessiales, Symbiodiniaceae. The record is from the annotation of a GenBank genome assembly.
AUGCUUCGGCUGAUCGCAGUCUUCGCGCCUGUGCUGGCGAUGAAGACCAACACUUCCUCCGUGCAGAGGACCGCUCCUUUCGAUGCGCUCGAAGGAGCCAACGUCACGGGCAAGGACGCCAAGGCUCUGGAAGACGUCAUCCUGAAGAAUGCGCAGCACGACCUCCAGCAGGCAGCAGAGGUGCCAGAGGCGAAGACCCAGGACUCCAACAAGAACGAGACCAAAGGCCAGGGCCAGGGCGGCGAUGACACGCACAGCACCAAAGACGGCCUGGCCGAGAACCUGGAGUUCUUCUUUCUCAAGGUGGCCCAACUCGAGCCCUGGCAGCACUCAGAGACAGCGGUCGAGCUCCAGCAGCUUGAGCUUCGAAGCUGCCACGACAAGAUCGGCAAGUUGGAAGCCCUCCUGGAGUUGGAGACGACCAAGUUGUCCUUGCUGCAGCUGCAGCAGAGGGAGGAGCAAAGGACCCAGCGGGCGCAGACGAUCUUUCAGAAAGUCGUGGAGAAGCACCAUGAGCAGCGAACAAAAAAGGUCUUCGUCACGCCAGUGAAGACAAUGGAGGGCCUGGAGACCCUGGAGCCCCGCAAGCUUCAUGCCCAGAAGAGUAGCUUCUUGAGGGAGCGCCAAAGGCAGUCCGAGGCAAGUGGGCAGAACCACACCAGAAAAUGGUUCCAUCACUUUGCGAAUACCGUCACUUCGGCUGUUGGCAAGCUCAAGUCAGGCGGCGAGCUGGUCGGGGAGGCUCUUGGUGAUGCCUACGAGGCAUCCACGGACCAAAUCUCUUUCGUGGCCAACACCGUCAUCGAUACCGUCGAGAAAGCUAUGGACAUCCUCAAUCGUGGCUUCACAUCAUGGAGCGCAAAUUGUAUUUAUUAUUGGCCGGAUGUCAAGGUGAGCACGAACGACAUCCACAUUGAUUUUCCGGGAUCUUAUUGCCAUCUAACUUUGAUGGGCCAGAAGAUCAAUCUCCAGAACACUGAUUGGCAGUCUUUUUCAAAGUACGCCGCUCCAUCUACCGGCGUGUUUCCACAGGCUUUGAGCUCUGUGGCCACCUUGGGGAGUCAGCUCACGGACUGCCUAGAAACACAGCCCAGGCACUUGAGUGCGGGACUCAAAAUGGUCAGGUGCCUUGCCGGGCAAAUCGUAAGCAGAAUGCCCUGGGAUGGCGUAGAGGAGCUUCACGGAUACCUCAUGCAGCGUUCCGGGCCCUUGCAGUCUGUGGUCACCAUGGGGAGUCAGCUCACGAGCUGCAGCACACAGACGGGGCCCGGCAUAGUUGAGUGCCUUGCGGAAAAGAUCGUCAACGCCCUGCCCUUGGAUUCCCUCAUUGACCGUUCCGGACCCCUGAGGUGCCUUGCCGGGCAAAUCGUAACCAGAAUGCCCUGGGGUAGCGUAGAUGAGCUUCACGGAAACCUCUUGCAGCGUUCCGGGCCCUUGCAGUCUGUGAUCGUAAGCAGAAUGCCCUGGGAUAGCGUGGAUGAGCUUCACGGAUACCUCAUGCAGCGUUCCGGGCCCUUGCAGUCUGUGGUCACCUUGGGGAGUCAGCUCACGGACUGUCUAGAAACACAGCCCGAGCACUUGAGUGCGGGACUCAAAAUGGUCAGGUGCCUUGCCGGGCAGAUGGUAACCAGAAUGCCCUGGGGUAGCGUAGAUGAGCUUCACGGAAACCUCUUGCAGCGUUCCGGGCCCUUGCAGUCUGUGGUCACCUUGGGGAGUCAGCUAACGAGUUGCAGCACACAGACGGGGCCCGGCACAAUUUGGUGCCUUGCCGGGCAAAUCGUAAGCAGAAUGCCCUGGGAUAGCGUGGGCCUUGUGGGGUGCCUGGGCAACAGGAUCAUCCAGUACGUGCCCCCUCUGAGCCACCUGCACCGCAUGAACGAGAUGCUCGCUGAAUUGCUGGAGGGUUUUGCGAAGAUGGCGGCAACUGUGGCGGGCCAGGUCUUAAGGGGCGGAUCAUCUCUGAUCCAACAGGCUGUCAAGUCGCCGUUCCCAGCCGCCGGGGCUCCCCCCCGGGUUCAUCACUCCGGCCAGAACCUCCUCAUCAAAACCCACGCACAAGAACACAAGCAGACUCUGUCGGCUCUGCACCAGACAGAGUCUCAGGAGGAGGACGCCGGCUUCGACUUCAAAAUCCACAAAGACGCGGGCAACUACCAGUCCAGGCUGGUUAGCCAGUUCAACGGCUACGAGAAAGACACGAGCUCCUGCCUGGCCUUCGCGCCCAAGGCAAAGCAUGGACAAGGUGGCCAGGCCACCGAAGCAGACUGGCAGGUCCAAAAUGAGGAUGACUUCGUGGCCCUGGAACCGUGGGCAGUUCCAUGUGGAAACCAGUGGAUGAAGAAGAACUGGGACAAAUGGCAAGGCUACUCCUUCUACACAAGCGAGCUGUCUAUUGAGAAGUGCGUGACCGUGACUUACGCUCUCACUUUGCAGCCUGUUCUGGCCUUUGUGGGCGGUGUGCAAUUCGAUCUAAUGCCCAAGCCCCUGGCAGAAGUGGACACGACCGUCUGCUGGCCGACAGGCCGACCGGACGGCCAGGACUUGAGCGUCUUGCGCACGGAGAUCAAGACCAGCGGCCUCCUCCUCUUCCGCAGGUCCCUGCGUCUCAGCAAACGCUUCGGUGAGCCCACCGACUUUGUCGACAGCCACGUGACCAAGAGCACUGCUACCUGGAACCAUGGCGCGAACCCUCGGGCAGCCAUUUCCAGGACGAAGCUACUGCAGACGAGCGAAAGCAGCAGCCAGAACGGAACUCAGGAGAAGGAGUUCCGCACGGCUCAGGAAGGCCAAAGCGCCGAAUGGAUGGAGGAGGAGGACCUGUACUUGGCUUCCGCGAACUACUCCAGGGAUCUGGGAGUCAACCUGACCACGGAAAUGCGCGGGAUGAAUGCAGAAAGGCGUCUGAGCCUGGCCGAAGCCUUGUCCCAGGGAGUCUUCCAGCUCUUCCUUUUUGAGCACCCCGGGAUGGUGAACUUCAAGCUUCAGGCUCUCUUGGAGGGGAACGACUUCGAGUUACGCACGCAGAUGGGUUUCGGCCCUUUCGCUUCCGGGGAGACGCAGUUUAAAUUGGUGAACAUCGCGGACCAGUUCGAGGUGGUGCUGCACGCACUCCCCUUCGUGUCCUCCGACAGCAGAAACAAGGCCCUCGAGUCUUUGAGGAACUUUGCGAGCGACCAGCCACCGCCAACACCUGUCGUGCUGCGGCCUGAAUCGAUCUAG